GCGGGAGAAAAGAGAGGACGCGGCGAAGAGACGCAGAGAAGAGUUAAAACAUAAACAAACGAGUUUAUUCUGAGCUCCCCACGACCACUUCAGGAGCAGCGCAUCCCGUCGGACUCCCGAGCAUUAGUUCCAGCAGCAGAAAAGAGUGUGAAAGUUGGGAGCAUGCAGUCCGUGUUCAGACACCUGAUCAGCGCGCUGCUGCUCUGCAGCCUGCAGGUGAACCAGCUGGCCGAGGGCUGCUCCUGCGCGCUCACGCACCCGCAGGACGCCUUCUGCAACUCUGAAAUAGUGAUUCGAGCAAAAGUGGUGGGCAAGAAGCUCCUGAGAGAUGGUCCCUUUGGAACAAUGCGCUACACAGUCAAGCAGAUGAAGAUGUACAAAGGUUUCGACAAAGUCCAGCACGUGCAGCACAUUUACACGGACGCCUCCGAGAGUCUGUGCGGCGUCAAGUUCGACAUCAACAAGUACCAGUACCUGAUCACAGGGCGCGUGUAUGACGGCAAGGUUUACACGGGACUCUGCAACUUCAACGAGCGGUGGGAGCAGCUCUCUCUGGCGCAGAAGAAAGGCAUCAACCACCGCUACCAGCUGGGCUGCAAGUGCAGGAUCAAGCCCUGCCACCACCUGCCCUGCUUCGUGACCUCCAAGAACGAGUGCCUAUGGACGGACAUGCUGUCCCACUUCGGCUACCCGGGCUACCAGUCCCGGCACUACUCCUGCAUCCAGCAGAAGGAGGGCUACUGCAGCUGGUACCGGGGCGUCUCCUUCCGGGACAAAACCACCAUCAACGCCACGGACCCCUGAACCCCAGCGCCCCCCCCCGCCCCGACCCCGCUCCGGACUCCGUCCCGUACCCUGAUCACUUCCCAGAUCCUCGGCAAGAGGAAAAGAGUAAAUGUAUUAUAGUGCCUGUUCGUAGCACUUCUGAGUUUCUGUUUUUUUGUUUUCUCCCCCACGACUCUACAAUCAACAGUCCUGGGAUCCAACUUCUUCUGGCCCAGUAGUGUUAAAAAAGAAGGAUAAAGACAGGGCCAUUAUGAAGUACACAAUGAUAAUAAACCUCGAUUGGGAUCUUCAAAAUCAAAAAGCUGAUCUCCAAAAAAUUACUUUGUACGAUACUGUCACUGGUUUCUAUUUGCAGCCAGUUUUUUUUUUUCUUUUUUUAAGGAUUGUCGAAAUAAGCGUCUUGAGUUAUUUGGAUGAAAUUCAAUUAGUGAGAAAAAAAAGAUCCAAAAUGAAGGUAAACCGGAGAUGCUGCAUAUCCUUCCUGCACGGCGAGCAAUAGUGCCGACGCAACUUCGGUGUGUAAAAUCUGUAAUUGGUGUCUUUCUUUCUGCUUCCAAACACGUGAAAACGUAUCCUGCCA
This is a messenger RNA of Cololabis saira (Pacific saury), 1366 nucleotides long. RefSeq names its product metalloproteinase inhibitor 3. The record is from RefSeq and is a predicted model, not a curated record. Bases 163 to 804 code for a protein of 213 amino acids. The transcript is spliced from 5 exons. Gene Ontology annotation, molecular function: protease binding; metalloendopeptidase inhibitor activity. Gene Ontology annotation, cellular component: extracellular matrix. Gene Ontology annotation, biological process: negative regulation of endopeptidase activity; negative regulation of membrane protein ectodomain proteolysis. Lineage: Eukaryota; Metazoa; Chordata; Actinopteri; Beloniformes; Belonidae.